Messenger RNA from Ailuropoda melanoleuca (giant panda), 1791 nucleotides. It is a transcript of the gene ADM5, whose product is annotated as adrenomedullin 5 (putative). Gene Ontology annotation, molecular function: hormone activity. The coding region runs from base 1274 to 1633 and encodes 119 amino acids. The record is from RefSeq and is a predicted model, not a curated record. Gene Ontology annotation, biological process: positive regulation of heart rate; adenylate cyclase-activating G protein-coupled receptor signaling pathway; regulation of systemic arterial blood pressure. The transcript is spliced from 2 exons. Gene Ontology annotation, cellular component: extracellular region. NCBI's taxonomy places the organism in Eukaryota, Metazoa, Chordata, Mammalia, Carnivora, Ursidae.
UCUGGCCUCUUGCCGCCUCUGCUUUCCAUGGCCCUCUGCCAGGGUCUGCUCCCCUGUUGCUCUCUCUGGGUCCGUGUGUCCCCCUCCAAUCCCCCUCACUCAUGCGUCCUGAGACCCUGUUCCCUCUUGUCCCCACUGGGCAGGGCUCCUGCCCCCGGUUGCCCUGCCAGGCUGGGGGGAGGGUUGGGGUGUGGGUUCCCAGCAUAGCUGGGCCCUUAAGUUUCCCAGAAAGCCAUCUUCCCCCCCUCCCCCCAGCGCACACAUUGUUCCGCCGUCUGGCUGUUUUUUCCUGUCCAGGACCCUCCAAGGCCAGGCGAGGGCUGACUGGCAGUGACUAUUGCCCUGCCCUCUGCAGCUGGGGAAACUGAGUCGUGGGGGGGUUAUGUUAAGGGGGUAGAAUUCCUUGUGUGUCUUUCCCCAGCCUAGCUUGGGACUUGGAGGUGAGGGAUGGAGGGGGGGACGAGGAGGGGGGGUGUCCUACCCUAGGGCUGCAGGGCCUCCCUGCCUCCCUGCUUUACAGAGAUGGCCUCAAGAGGCCCCAGUGACAGCUCCCCAGGGGCUGUGUUCACCCUCUGCUGCAGGUGCGGCGUCUACACUUGACCCUUUCCCAUUGCCUUGUGCACCGAGUUCCUGGUCCCCCAGGACGCUGUCCACAGGACCCGGAUCGCCUAUGCCUCCGUGACUUUGCACGGCCCGGCUACACCUGCUUCGGUACUGCUGGAGCCCUGGGCCUGGCGGCGCGUCACACUAUUCAUCUUCCAGGAUGGUGUCCUGGCUGUGCUGGGGCCCAGACUCCCUUUGUUCACAACCCGAGGUGGUCCCGCCCGCACCCCGCAUUUCCUAACCCAAGAAGGAGCCUGGCCCAUGAGACCUCAUGGUCCCCAAGGGUUGAGGUUGAGGUCGCAGGAACCCAGCGCCUCCCUGCCCCCACCCCUUUCCUGGAAGCCCUAAGCUGUGUCAAGCACUAGCAGGUGUCAGCUGCCCCGCCCCUCUUCCCUCCGCCUUAAAGGGGUCCCUCUCCCGAGGCCUCCCACGGUCAUAGCUCUGCCGGGUGACCGCACCCGUGAGGGCUCGGAGGCCAAGGAGUAGGACGUGGGAGUCCAGGUUCUAAGCUUACCUUCUGGCGUGGUGUGGCCUCCUCGACUCUUGGCCUCAGUUUUCCCCGCCUGAGCAGUGGGGACUGGCCCUGAUUCCUGGCGCCCAAGCGGGACUCCGGGGGCCUAUCUGACUCGGGAAGGGGGCGGAGCUUCACCCCGGAGGGGCCGCUUCGCGCAUGGGUUUUAAGGACCACUCCCGGCCCCAUCCCACGAUGACUUCCCACAUCCUCCUGUUGCUUCUCGCCUCCUCGGUUCUGGGGGACCCGGACUCCUUGGGCAGGCAGCCCCAGCACCAGGUCGCCCAGCACCGUAGGCGCCUCUGUUCCCUGGGCACAUGCCAGACCCACCGCCUGCCAGAGAUGAUAUACUGGCUCCGCUCCGCCUCCACCAAGGAGCUCUCAGGGAAGGCCGGCCGCGAGCCCCAGGACCCCCACAGCUACGGGCGCCGCCGUCGGCGCGAGGCCCGAGGCCUGCUCGGUCUCCAGGACCCUGGCCUGAAGAAAAGAGGCCAGGGCAGUGCCCAGCUUUCUGGGUGACAUUGGGCUCGUCCCUGGCCCUCCCCUGGACUCAGCUUACCCAUCUGUGUAUUGGGGCCACGGCCCCAAGUUUCUUUUCCCCUAACUCCAUCUCCUGGGCUCACUCAAAAACUCUCCCCGCGCUGUGACUGGGCUGGACCCGGGGGCACACUGGACCU